GUGGGUUAAAAUCUGAAAUAGCAGUUCCAUUCUGAAGGGGAGUAACCCUGCCCAGGCAUCAGGGCGCAUUCCAGGGCAGUUUUUAGCUGCCAACAUCAGAUUAGAACCAUUUCUGUUGGGCUGAGAGCUUGCUUUAAUCUACAUAGCUACAGCCGGGAAGCAAGUUAACUGGAUCUGUAGUGUCAUCUUGACUGCCGGCUGGGAAAAUAUUCAGGAACAUGUCGAAUCCAGCAUGAUCUUGAUGACGGCACUGUGGAGUAUGUGUGACUGCUAAGAGGAGCUGUUGAGAACACUGCCAAGGAGCCUUUCCAAUCUUCCCCCCCACCAAUCCCGCAACGCUGGCCCCCAUCAUGUCAACAGAAGUUGAGAACAGCGUACAAACCCAGGCCGAGCCGGCCCUCAUCAAAACCCCCUCCAAGAAAGAGAAGAAGAAAGGCCCAGAGAAGACCGAUGAGUUCCUGCUGGCCAGGUUCCAAGGUGAUGGAAUGCGCUAUAAAGCCAAACUGAUCGGUAUAGAUGAUGUUCCAGAGGCGCGAGGGGACAAAAUGAGCCAGGACUCCAUGAUGAAACUGAAGGGGAUGGCCGUAGCUGCUCGCUCCCAGGGAAAGCACAAACAGAGAAUCUGGGUCAAUAUAUCUUUAAACGGGAUCAAAAUUAUUGACGAGAAAUCUGGGGUAAUAGAACAUGAACAUGCGGUGAAUAAGAUCUCCUUCAUUGCACGGGACGUGACCGACAACCGAGCCUUUGGUUACGUGUGCGGUGCAGAGGGCCAGCACCAGUUUUUCGCCAUAAAAACUGCCCAGCAGGCUGAGCCUCUUGUUAUUGACUUGAAGGAUCUUUUUCAGUUAAUUUUCAAUAUGAGGAAGAAAGAAGCAGAGGGUCUUAAGAAGGAUGAAACUGAUAGCAAGGUGGUAGAGAAUGGCGGUGAUGCCUCGCUCAGUGCUGAAGAGAAUAAAGGCGCUGAACAUCUGGACCUGUUUGGAGACAUGUCGACCCCGCCCGAUUUGCAUGCCCCUUCAGAGACAAAAGAUUUCCUAUUGCUGGAUCUAUCUGCUGACCUUGACAGCAAUCAGAACUGUGUAAAAGGGAAUCCCUUCACCACAUCCUGUUCCCCUGUGCUUUGGCCCAGCUCUCAGUCCAGCGCCUCGCCUGAAAACCCCUUCUCUUCCCAGCACAACUUCUUUCCCCCUCCCAUCCCCGACCCUUUCAUCGAAGAUCCCUUCCGCAGAAACGACAAGUCUGCACACCCCAGCUCUGCAGUAGGCUCUCUCAGUCUAGGGCGGGAGAGUUCCGAUCAUUUCAUUAGCCAGCCAAAGGUGAAUGGCGGCUCUGACUACUUUGGUCAGCAGUUUGAUCAGAUGUCCAGUAGGACUGUCCUCCAGGCGCUGUCUGACGGCCAGUGGCCGCUGGAUGCUAAGGUGUCGGAAGCGGCCCCCUGGGCUGAGAGCGGCAUCCCUAUGAAGGAGCAGGGCGGUGUGCUUAGCAAACCCACCCAGAACCCCUUUUUUCAAGCCUGCGAUAUAAGCCCACCCUUGCAAAAUGGUGAAAAACUCGAGCUGGCGGGCAGGCCGGAAACGUCCUUCCCCCCGGACAAGGAUUCGGUGAUCAUUAGCCCUCCUCCGCUCAGCGCUAAAUCCGGACGAGGACGGAGGAGUGUGAAGUCCCCUACAAAUGACCUUUUUGGAGCAGACCUGUUUGCUUCACCCCAGCCAGAAGCCUUUCCUACAUCCCAGGCAGACACUGCACAGCUCAAUCCAGUAGAUCUCUUCAACAGUGGCCCAGUGAACCAUGCCAACCCCCUGGCAGCUCUGGGUGCCAUGCAGCUGGGGCAGCCAUCUGUCCCUGGGACAGCCCCUUGGAGACCACCUGGCACCUCCAUGUUCCCUAUUCCAGGUGCAGUUCCGCAGGUCACAAUGGGAGGUCCCCAACCAUCAGCAUUCGGGCCACCUGUGCCAGCGUGGGGGCAGACAGCUCCGGUGUUCGGUGUUCCACCCGGCCCCCAGCCCCCGUCCUGGGGCCAUAGGCCUCCCCCAGGGCCUCCCGGAGCCUGGCCCCAGCCCUCUCCCAUGUCCAACCCGUUCCAGCCAAACAUGUUUCCCGGGGGCCUGCAACUCAGUCCCCCGCCACAGCCACCGCCCCGGCCAGCACCACUGAAGGAGCAGCCCAGAGUGGAGAACAGUGCCUUCUCCGCCCUGGACCCACUAGGGGAGAAGGAGAAGAAGACUGGCAAGGACAUGUUCAAGGACUUCAAGCUGGCCAAGCCACCUGCGGUGCCUGCUAGGAAGAGUGAUCAGAAGGAGGUUCCAAGCCCAGACAAUGGUGCUUUCGACCAAUACUUCUCCAGCAAAGUGGGCCUCGCUCAGGAUUCAGCUGAUCACGAUGACUUUGAUAUCUGUCAGAUGUCAUCCCCAGUCAAUGAGCCACCCAAACCGGUGCCCCGGCAGUCCCCUCCAAUCACUGCUACCCCUGCACUGGCCCCUGCACUGGCCCCUGCACUGGCCCCUGCACUGGCCCCUGCACUGGCCCCUGCACUGGCCCCUGCCCCUGCAUUGGCCCCAGCAGCAGCCCCAGGCCUCUUUGAUGACCCUUUUGGGGCCCAAACCUUUGGAGUGCCUCCCAUCACGAACGCUCAGGCUUUCCCACCAGCUGCUGCCGCUGACCCCUUCGGAGACCCCUUCGGUAACCCCUUUGCCUGAGUGCCGCCCGCCCUGCCCCUGGCACUAAUUCCCAUGAAGGCUUCGUGUUGGCCAGAGCUUAUCUUCGAAGCAAAGUAACAGAGCCAGCUUCAAAAUCCAGCUGCUGCGACCUGCCCCGGACAGUCCGGAUGUGCUGUCACUGACCUAACGUCACUCCAAUCUUCACUCCAACUCUCUUUUAUGGACAUCUGACGGCCCUUAGCUUAGUUUCUGGGAUCUCACUACCCAUUCACUGCCAUUUGUGCUUCUAGAUCGUUUCUAAGUGCGGCACUAAUGAUAACAAAUGAAGGGUAUAUGCUAUAUGCUGAGAAAACACACUUUUCCCAUAAUUUGCCGUGAUAUUCAAGGAUUGCUCCAGAUGCAGACCGAAGCAUACACACACAUAAAAGGAAAAAAAUGAAACGGGCCAAAGUAUUUAACACUAAAGAGAGGAGAAUGAGUCCAUAUGCGUGCUUUGUUGAGACUCCCUGGCAUUCACAGGGCACUCCCCCACAGCCCGUCUGUCUAUCUCUCUCUCUCUGCAUCACAAGCUCAUGUUGUUUCAGGGGAUAAUUUAUAAUGUGCUGCUUUGAUGAGAAUGUAGAACAUGUUCUCACCACAUUUCCCUCCUAGGCUGCCUUCACCAUUAAAAUAUCACCAAUGUUCACAGCAUUGUCACUUUGGUGCAUUUUUCAUCACUUAAAGCCCAUAAAUCCUGUAAGAGAGUGGUACUGGUGGAGCCCAUUGUCUUCUUCGCUGUUGCUUCAUUGGCACCAUGCUUCUGAACUUCAGCCAAUCAAGCAUUCUUUUUGCCCCUUUCCUUCUUGUGCAUGCAUCUUUGGGUUUAGCACUCCCAGAUUACUGCCUCUGUUCACUGAAUUUGAAUUAUGAAUCCUGUAUAUCCAACUCUGUAUGCAAUCCUUGAUCUAGUUCUUCUGAUCUAGCGAAAUAUAGCUUUAAAAUGCUUUUACUCCAGAUCAUCUCAGGAUGUUGUGUAUUUCUGGCCUCGAGUCAAGUCAUUAAUGGCAGAACAUUAAGCUCCCUGCUCUGUUGGAUUCGAUUGACAACAUGGUCGUCCAAGUAUCAUGAAAAAUAAAGAAAUGUUUUGCCUCAA
This is a messenger RNA of Conger conger (European conger), 3789 nucleotides long. RefSeq names its product disabled homolog 2-like. Gene Ontology annotation, cellular component: plasma membrane. The transcript has 15 exons. The record is from RefSeq and is a predicted model, not a curated record. Lineage: Eukaryota; Metazoa; Chordata; Actinopteri; Anguilliformes; Congridae. Gene Ontology annotation, biological process: receptor-mediated endocytosis; negative regulation of canonical Wnt signaling pathway; positive regulation of endocytosis. Bases 351 to 2696 code for a protein of 781 amino acids.